AGUCCCAGGAUUUCUUUUACUGUUGAUCCACGCAGGUAUGAGAGUUUCGUCAACGUGUUGACAAAUACUUGUUUCUUGACUUAUCCAAGCAAAGGACUUAUAGGAGAUGCCUCAUGCCAGUGUGGGGAGCAGCGAAUUUGACUGAGCUCUGAUUAGAGGCUGUUUUGGAUCUUGGCAUCUUUGGUCCAAUAGGAACAUGGAUCUCGCACCACCAUUGAGCUCUGGCUGUAACGUGAUGGAAGCACUCCGGGUUGAUCUGGGACUGCAGGUGAAAGAAGAAGACAUGAAAGAGGAGGAAUAUGGUCACAUGGUUGCAUGUCCAGAUGAAGAAGAAAAGCCCUUUGCAGAGCUUCACUGCAAAACGGAAACAGAUGAAACACCGACAGUGGCGGAGAUUGAAGUGAAGAUUGAAGAAGAUGAUAAUCAAGAGCACGAUAAUCUGCUGGAAAACGUGAGUGACAAAAUGGCCACGACAGAGGAGGAUUUUGACAGCGAGGGCAGUGACAUUGAGUUGGAAGACAGUGAGGAGUUUAUGUUUGAGAGGGAGGAGGUGGUAGAGGAUGGUUAUGAUGAAAACAUGCUGGAUGAUCCUUUGGAAAGAGCACAGGAGUGGGAUUUGUGGGAAACCGAAGGAGAGGAGGAGGGACUCAAGGUAGACGGGAGAACCGAGGGUUACCAGCCGCGCAAGGCGAAGCAGUUCACCCGCAAACCGGGGGUGAAACAGCCGAUCCCCGCGGACGCUAGCCCCCUGGAUGUCUUCUCGUGUAUUUUUACCGAUGAGCUUUGGGACAUGUUGGUGACGGAAACUAAUCGGUACGCCGAACAGAUGCGCGGUCAGACCCCCGCCAACUCGAAAUGGAGCCCUGUCUCCAAAACAGAGAUGAAGACAUUUGUCGGACUGUGUCUCGCCUUCGGUAUUUUGAAGCUGCCAACACGCAAGGAUUUCUGGAGGCAGACAAAAUGGCUGUACCAGACCAACGUCCCCAAGGCCAUGGCAAGGGACCGCUUCAACAUGAUCUGGAGGUCAAAAACAUUACAAGGAGUGACUGAACACCGUGCUGAGGAGGGACUUCCAUCUCCACCAAGAGCCGGGCCUAGCGGAGUGGGUGGUAGGCCGAGUCGCGCUUGCAAGAGGGCACGCCUUUGCCAGAGUGCCGAAUAUGUCGGUGAUAGUGGCACAGACGUUACCGACCAAGAGGAGGAGGAAUUAAGGAGCCCAACUCGAUCAUCAGCAGCAGCCUCAGACAGCGAGUCCGACUUCGGAGAAGUGCCAGGAGAGUACACAUUUAGAGCCAUCACCCCUUCGAACUUGGAACUGGAUGUGACGGGAGAAAUGGAAGAGCCAGAGAUGGAAAUGACAGAACCAGAGAACCAGCCUUCGAAACCGAGGGGUCGACAAAUGAAAAGGGGUAGAAGUGCUGGUGCCAGACAGGGACACGCAGCAAGCCAGUCAGAGCGUGGUGGCAUCCAGGAGGAGUGGAAACGAGAGGACUGGAGGCCGCGAGACGUACCCUUCACAGCCACCCCAGGACCACGAGGUCUAUCAGAACACCCACAUGUAACGCAACAGAAGAUCCAUGGACAGAACGAUGAACUCAACCUGCAACUCAAAGGAAGGCUGCACCACUGCACGGUCUGCAGGAAGAGUUUUACGACCCUGAGAGAACUCAAGAAACACCAGCAAACACACACUGUUAGGGUGAAUGAAAAGGAGAAGUCUCAUUGUGAAAAAGCAUUUACAACAUCCUCACUAGUUAACCAGCACAUGCUUACACACACUGCAGAGAAGCCUCAUCAAUGUGCCCAGUGUGGAAAAGGUUUUUCACAUAGUUCAACUCUUAAAAACCACAUGCUGAUACACACUGUAGAGAAGCCUCAUCAAUGUUCCCAGUGUGGAAAAGGUUUUUCACACGGCUCAAGUCUUUCACGCCACAUGCUUGUACACAAAGGAGUCAGGCCUAGUAAAAGAGACACUGGAGAGAGGCCUCAUAAUUGUGUCCAGUGCGGGAAAUCAUUUAGAACAUCCCAACAUCUUCAACGCCACAUGCUUGUACACAAAGGAGAGAAGUCUCAUAAAAGGUAUCAUAAAUGUUCCCAGUGUGGAAUAUCAUUUACAACAUCCCAAGAUCUUCAAAGCCACAUGCUUACACACUCUGAGGAGAAGCCUCAUAAAUGUACCCAGUGUGGAAAAACUUUUUCACAAAUUUCAAAUCUUAACACCCACAUGCGAAUACACACUGGAGAGAAGCCUCAUAAAUGUACCCAGUGUGGAAAAGCUUUUAUAACCUCCACAGAUGUCAAACGCCACAUGCUUAUACAUACGGGAGAAAAGCCUUAUGAAUGUGUCCAGUGUGGAAAUGCUUUUUCACAACUGUCAACUCUUAGGAGCCAUAUGCUAAGACACCGUACAGGGAAGCCUCAUGAAUGUGCCCAGUGUGGAAAAGUAUUUAUAACCUCUACAGAUCUCAAAUUCCACAUGUUUACACAUACUGGAGAAAAGCCUUAUGAAUGUGUCCAGUGUGGAAAAGCUUUUUUACAAAAGUCAUCUCUUAAGAGCCAUAUGCUAAGACACCGUACAGCGAAGCCUCACAAAUGUGCCCAGUGUGGAAGAGCAUUUGACAGAUCUACAGAUCUUAAACGCCACAUGCUUAGACAUACUGGAGAGAAGGCUCAUAUAUGUGUCCAGUGUGGGAACGCCUUUGUAUACAUGUUCACACUUAAAAGACACAUGCGAAUUCAUAGUAAUGAGAAGCCUCAUAAAUGUGUCCAGUGUGGAAACGGUUUUUCACUAAUUUCACAUCUUAAAAGCCAUAUGCUAAUGCACACUGGAGGUAAGCCUCAUAAAUGUGUCCAGUGUGGAAAGAGUUUUUCACAAAUUUCAUGUCUUAAAAAACACAUGCUGAUACACACUGGAGAGAAGCCUCAUAAAUGUGCCCAGUGCGGAAAAGCUUUUUCACAGAUUUCAAAUCUGAAGACCCACAUGCGAAUUCACACUGGAGAGAAGCCUCAUAAAUGUGCCCAGUGUGGAAAAGCAUUUAUAACCUCCACAGAUCUCAAUCGUCACAUGCUUACACAUACUGGAGAAAAGCCUUACAAAUGUGUUCAGUGUGGAAAAGCUUUUUCACAAAUGUCAACUCUUAAAUGCCAUAUGCUAAGACACCCUACAGAGAAGCCUCACAAAUGUGCCCCGUGUGGAAAAGCUUUUACACGCUUCUCAACUCUUAAAAAACACAUGCUCAGACACUCUAUAGAGAAGCCUCACAAAUGUGCCCAAUGUGGAAAAGUCUUUUCUAAUGGUUCAGCUCUUAAAACCCACGAGCUUACGCACACCGGAGAGAAGCCUCAUCAAUGUGCCCAGUGUGGAAAAGCUUUUUCACAAAUUUCAAAUCUUAAAACCCACAUGAGAGUACACAUUAGAGAGAAGCCUCAUGAAUGUACCCAGUGUGGAAAAGCUUUUACACGAAAUUCAACUCUUAAAAGCCAUAUGCUAAUACACACUGGAGAGAAGCCUCAUGAGUGUGGAAAAGCAUUUGACAGGUCCACAGAUAUUCUACUCUAGCAGGAGCAUAACUCGUUAUGGUUAUAGUUAUCGUUAUCAUUCUUGGUGUGAAUGGGCCUUAAUUUUUACCUUGUGCAUUUUGUUUUCUUUUUUUAUUAUGAUCUUUAUUUUUUAAACUAUUCUUUGACUAUUGCCCUUCUAUGCUUUUAUUUGUUAUUACUGUUUGCAUUUGUUCAUGUAAAGCACAUUGAAUGAUCUCUGUGUAUGAAAUGCGGUAUACCAAAUAAAACUGUGGUAUACCAAUUAUGAAAGAACAAAUAAACUGUGGUAUACCAAUUGUAACCCACAUAGCCAGCUUGCCCAUUGUGAUGUACCAAUAAUUCUUUGGUGACCCCUAGAGGGCGCACGAGACAGGUUCAAACAAUCAAAUAAUAAUAAACAACUGCUACUACAAAUUAGAGACAGACGUCGGAACGGAUAACUAACGAUACAGAAAGAAAGAAGAAGAAUAUUAAUCAAAACAAGAAUAAUAUUGACCAAACAGAAAUCAAACACAUUUCUUUUGAUCGAAAAGCUUCAAUCCUGAUAAACCAUUUCCUGAACAAAGACCUCGUUGGACCAUCGUAACAGAUCGAAACAUAUUAAUCACUUGAAUCCUGACUGGUUUUUUGAUUACCCUUUCAACCACUCCUUGACCUACGCCUUGGAUACCUCGAAUUCCCUGCUGUGAUACCCUUCCCUGGACCAUCCUCAUCGCCAUUCUUCCUUGCAAUAUUCCCAGAAAUUGAACCCCCGCCUUCAUCCACUUUCCACCCAGUGACUGUGGUAGGAUCUGGGCAAAUACACCCACACCCACGGACUGUGACAUUAAGGAAUUACAUCCACCACUAUUUUUUAUUUAAUUAUUCAUUUUGAGUGCACUCUCUUUUAUUUUUGGGGUUUAUGUUUAUUUUGUUAUUUUAAGUUCAGAGAUCUCAAGGGAAUUAUUUAAUGAAAAGUUACCUAAGUGCCGGCACUUCUGAUAAACUGAUAUUAUAGUUAUAUGUUAAGAAUUGUAUUUUUAUUGUAUAAGAAAAAGUGAUUUAACGCCAUAAGUAUAUAAAUAAAAUAAGUAGCAAUAGUAAUAAAUUGAAUAUAGAGUCAAAUAAAAUAGUAUAACAAAUAACGAUUAAAAUAGAUCAAUAAAUAAAGGGUAUAUCAAAUAGGGUUUAAAUAGACUAUAAAUAGAUUUUAAAUAGAAUAUCAAUAAUACAGUCAAAUGAAAUAGUAAAUAUAUAUAUAUAUAUAUCACAAUAGUUUUUUAUAUUUCCACUGAUACCUUAGAAUAGAAUAAUAUAUGAUUGCAUAGAGUGAAUUGAAUGAUAUUUGAAUGUUAAAAUAAAUAUAUUUUGUAUUUAAAGAAGAAUCUUUGAGAGUGGUGUGUUGUCUUGGGGUGAGUCAUUGAACUGUGGUCUAGUAAUAACCUAAGCCAGUCUCCUCUUGAACCUAGAGUUUAGAACUAGACUGUUCCCGCACAAGCACAGGCCUUCCCUCGUCGUGCGGGUUACACAAUUAUGAAAGAAAAGAACCAAAGCCUCAAUAGCUACAUUAACCAUAUACAUCUAACUACACUGGCAGAUGUUGACAUGUCAAAAAACAAAGGAGGUCUGAGAAAAAGCACUGGGCAAGUCUUCUGCAACGCAAUGACAGUGCUUUCACGCAUCAUUAAGGCUAGUUUUGAAGUCGUGGGUGUGUUUAGCUCUUUAGGGAUCUCCAAGGCCUUAAGCUGGAUGACGGCUCUGGUAAUCGACAUUCCGUCAUUACGUUUUUCAGUCACAUCAUAUCCACAUACUCUGUCAUCGAUCUGUUGGAAUCAGCCGCUUUUAGCACCGUGGAUUUUGAUGAUGACUGCAUUUUUAAGACGGUCUCUCUGGGCUCGCCAUCACGUUAUUUACCAUAUAGAUUUUAAAAUAUCUAUCAUAGCUCUUUCUCAGUUGUUGGUUAACUUGACCAACUUUUGAACCACUUUGUUUGAGACAAUCUCUUGGUCUCUCUAUCAUCCAGGAUGAAGGAUUGCUCACUUAAUUUAAAACACUUGUUACAAAAUAUCGAUAUGGCGCCAUCUAUGGGGUUUCCCUUUUUUUUGUCUAGGCCCCGAAUAUAAGAUGAUCCCACUUUUUCAGACAUAUUUUGA
Molecule: messenger RNA, 5672 nt
Organism: Alosa sapidissima (American shad)
Lineage: Eukaryota; Metazoa; Chordata; Actinopteri; Clupeiformes; Clupeidae
Product: zinc finger protein 493-like
Source: RefSeq, a predicted model, not a curated record